AUGCUACCUGAGAAUGCUAACGAAGAUGGGUCUCCAAAUCCUCCCAACCCUCGUCGGUCUUCCGCUCCCAUUGCUCAAGCCGCCCCCAGGGACGAAGAAAACAGAAACGACACCAACGAGGCACAGCAGCCCCAUCAGAAUCUCUCUCCCACCCAACACCAAACCACCACCCAUCAAACUGACGAAGAAGCUGCGCUAGAAAGACAAGCCGCCAUCCUCGUACGAAAGCUCCGCCACGACGCCGCCGAGCUGGCGAACAGGCCUCAGCCAGCCGGCAUCGACGACCUGCUGCCCGUGAUCGAGCUGCACCGCAAGGUCGCCCGCCUCGUGCGUCCCGACAACAGCGCCGGGCGCCACAAGUGGGAGCAGGUCCUGGACACGCUGGGCCGGUCGCGGAGCGCGCACGAGGAGAUCCGCAACCUCGACCGCGAGGACCGCGAGGACUGCGAGAAGAUGAGGGAUGAGUGUGCGAAUAUCCGGCGGAAGUGCGUUCGGUACUGCAAGUGGUAUGAUAAAGUCCAGGAGCAGGUCAAUGCGCUCUUUGACGAUGAUGAUGAUGAUAAGAACGACAAGGGUGAGGGCGAGGGUGAAGAUGAUGAGGACGAGGAUAUUGCGUCGACUGAGCUGUAUGAUUUCGUGCGGGGCUCGAUGGGGGAGCAGGAGCAGCAGUUGGAGGAGAUCUUGGACGAGGUGACGGAUGUGUUGCAGGGGAUUGACGAUCGGGUGGCUUGGCUGGAUGGGCAGGAGGAGAGGUCGAUGGGGGUGAUUCGGGGCUUGAGCCGGUUGGAGAGGAUGGUGGUGGACAUCUUGUUUUCGUAUGACUGCUGGUUUGGGGAGGAGGAUGAGUGA
This is a messenger RNA of Trichoderma citrinoviride, 849 nucleotides long. RefSeq lists its product as hypothetical. The transcript has a single exon. Lineage: Eukaryota; Fungi; Ascomycota; Sordariomycetes; Hypocreales; Hypocreaceae. Bases 1 to 849 code for a protein of 282 amino acids. The record is from RefSeq and is a predicted model, not a curated record.